AUGGACAUGGACGUGGACGUGGACGUGGACGUGGACGUGGACUUGGACGUGGACAUGGACGUGGACGUGGACGUGGACGUGGUCGUGGACGUGGACGUGGACAUAGACGUGGACGUGGACGUGGACGUGAACAUGGACGUGGACGUGGACGUGGACGUGGACGUGGUCGUGGACGUGGUCGUGGACGUGGAGGACUUCGUCGUGGUCGUGGACGUGGACGUGGAGGACUUGGACAUGGACAUGGACGUGGACAUGGACGUGGACGUAGACAUGGACGUGGACGUGGACGUGGACAUGGACGUGGACGUGGACGUGGACGUGGACGUGGACGUGGACGUGGACAUGGACGUGGACGUGGACGUGGACGUGGACAUGGACGUGGACGUGGUCGUGGACGUGGACGUUGACAUGGACAUGGACGUGGACGUGGACGUGGACGUGGACGUGGACGUGGACAUGGACGUGGACGUGGACGUGGACGUGGUCGUGGACGUGGAGGACUUGGACGUGGACGUGGACGUGGACUUGGUCGUGGUCGUGGACGUGGACGUGGACGUGGUCGUGGUCGUGGACGUGGUCGUAGACGUGGACGUGGGUCGUCCACGACGUGGACUUGGACGUGGACAUGGACGUGGACGUGGACCUGGACGUGGUCGUGGACGUGGACGUGGACAUGGUCGUGGACGUGGACGUGGACGUGGACGUGGACGUGGACGUGGACGUGGACGUGGACGUGGACGUGGACGCGGACGUGGACGUGGACGUGGACGUGGACGUGGACGUGGACGUGGACGUGGACGCGGACGUGAACACGUGGACGUGGACGUGGACGUGGACGUGGACGUGGACGUGGACGUAGACGUGGACGUAGACGUGGACGUGGACGUGGACGUGGACGUGGACGUAGACGUGGACGUGGACGUGGACGUGGACGUGGACGUGGACGUGGACGUGGACGUGGACGUGGACGUGGACGUGGACAUGGACGUGGACGUGGACGUGGACGUGGAGGUGGACGUGGACGUGGACGUGGAGGUGGACAUGGAGGUGGACAUGGACGUGGACGUGGACGUGGACGUGGACGUGGACGUGGACGUGGACGUGGACGUGGACGUGGACAUGGACGUGGACGUGGUCGUGGACGUGGACGUGGACAUGGACGUGGACAUGGACGUGGACAUGGACGUGGACGUGGACGUGGACGUGGACGUGGACGUGGACGUGGACGUGGACGUGGACGUGGACGUGGACGUUGACGUGGACGUGGACGUGGACGUGGACGUGGACGUGGACGUGGACGUGGACGUGGACGUGGACGUGGACGUGGACCUGGUCGUGGACGUGGACCUGGUCGUGGACGUGGACGUGGACGUGGACGUGGACGUGGAAGUGGACGUGGACGUGGACGUGGUCGUGGACGUGGACGUGGACGUGGUCGUGGACGUGGACGUGGACGUGGGCAUGGACGUGGACGUGGACGUGGACGUGGUCAUGGACGUGGAGGACUUGGACGUGGACGUGGACGUGGACGUGGUCGUGGACGUGGACGUGGACGUGGUCGUGGUUGUGGACGUGGACGUAGACGUGGACGUGGUCGUCCACGACGUGGACGUAGACGUGGACGUGGACGGAGACGUGGACGUGGUCGUCCACGACGUGGACGGGGACGUGGACGUGGACGUGGACGUGGACGUGGUCGUGGUCGUGGACGUGGACGUAGACGUGGACGUGGUCGUCCACGACGUGGACGUAGACGUGGACGUGGACGGAGACGUGGACGUGGUCGUCCACGACGUGGACGUGGACGUGGACGUGGACGUGGGGACGCGGACGUGGACGCGGACGUGGACGCGGACGUGGACGCGGACGUGGACGCGGACGUGGACGCGGACGUGGACGCGGACGUGGACGCGGACGUGGACGCGGACGUGGACGCGGACGUGGACGCGGACGUGGACGCGGACGUGGACGCGGACGUGGACGCGGACGUGGACGCGGACGUGGACGCGGACGUGGACGCGGACGUGGACGCGGACGUGGACCGCGGACGUGGACGCGGACGUGGACGCGGACGUGGACGCGGACGUGGACGCGGACGUGGACGCGGAUGUGGACGCGGACGUGGACGUGGACGUGGACGUGGACGUCGACGUGGUCGUGGACGUGGUCGUGGACGUGGACCUGGACGUGGACCUGGACGUGGACGUGGACCUGGACGUGGACGUGGUCCUGGAUGUGGACGUGGUCGUGGACGUGGACGUGGUCGUGGCCGUGGACGUGGUCGUGGACGUGGACGUGGUCGUGGACGUGGACGUGGUCGUGGACGUGGAUGUGGACGUGGACCUGGACGUGGACGUGGACGUGGACGUGGACGUGGACGUGGACGUGGACGUGGACGUGGACGACGUGGACGUGGACGUGGACGACGUGGACGUGGACGUGGACGUGGACGUGGACGUGGACGUGGACGACGUGGACGUGGACGUGGACGUGGACGUGGACAUGGACGUGGACGUGGAUGUGGAGGUGGACGUGGAGGUGGACGUGGACGUGGACGUGGACGUGGACGUGGAGGUGGACGUGGACGUGGACGUGGACGUAGACGUUGACCUGGACGUGGACGUGGACGUGGACGUGGACGUGGACAUGGACGUGGACGUGGACGUGGAGGACUUGGACGUGGACAUGGACGUGGACGUGGACGUGGACGUGGACAUGGACUUGGACGUGGACGUGGACAUGGACGUGGACGUGGACAUGGACAUAGACGUGGACGUGGACAUGGAGGCCUUGGACGUGGACAUGGACGUGGACGUGGACGUGGACAUGAACGUGGACGUGGACAUGGACGUGGACAUGGACGUGGAUGUGGGACGUGGACACAUGGACGUGGACGUGGACAUGGACGUGGACGUGGACGUGGACAUGGACGUGGACGUGGACGUGGACGUGGACGUCGACGUGGAGGUGGACAUGGACGUGGACGUGGACAUGGACGUGGACGUGGACGUGGACGUGGACGUGGACGUGGAGGUGGACAUGGACGUGGACAUGGUCGUGGACGUGGACGUGGACAUGGACGUGGACAUGGACGUGGACGUGGACGUGGACGUGGACGUGGACGUGGAUGUGGACGUGGACGUGGACGUGGACGUGGACGUGGACCUGGACGUGGUCGUGGACGUGGACGUGGACGUGGACGUGGACGUGGACGUGGACCUGGACGUGGUCGUGGACGUGGACCUGGACGUGGACAUGGACGUGGACAUGGACGUGGACAUGGACGUGGACAUGGACGUGGACGUGGACGUGGACGUGGACGUGGACGUGGACGUGGACGUGGACGUGGACGUUGACGUGGACGUGGACGUGGACGUGGACGUGGACGUGGACGUGGACGUGGACGUGGACGUGGACGUGGACCUGGUCGUGGACGUGGACCUGGUCGUGGACGUGGACGUGGACGUGGACGUGGACGUGGAAGUGGACGUGGACGUGGACGUGGUCGUGGACGUGGACGUGGACGUGGACGUGGACGUGGACGUGGACGUGGGCAUGGACGUGGACGUGGACGUGGACGUGGUCAUGGACGUGGAGGACUUGGACGUGGACGUGGACGUGGACGUGGUCGUGGACGUGGACGUGGACGUGGUCGUGGACGUGGACGUGGACGUGGUCGUGGUUGUUGACGUGGACGUAGACGUGGACGUGGUCGUCCACGACGUGGACGUAGACGUGGACGUGGACGGAGACGUGGACGUGGACGUCCACGACGUGGACGUGGACGUGGACGUGGACGUGGACGUGGACGUGGACGUGGUCACGUGGACGUGGUCGUCCACGACGUGGACGUGGACGUGGACGUGGACGUGGACGCGGACGUGGACGUGGACGUGGACGUGGACGUGGACGUGGACGUGGACGUGGACGUGGACGCGGACGUGGACGUGGACGUGGACGUGGACGUGGACGUGGACGUGGACGCGGACGUGGACGCGGACGUGGACGCGGACGUGGACGUGGACGUGGACGUGGACGUGGACGUGGACGUGGACGGGACGUGGACGUGGACGUGGACGUGGACGUGGACGUGGACGUGGACGUGGACGUGGACGUGGACGUGGACGUGGACGUGGACGUGGACGUGGACGUGGACGUGGACGUGGACGUGGACGGACGUGGACGCGGACGUGGACGUGGACGUGGACGUGGACGUGGACGCGGACGUGGACGUGGACGUGGACGGGACGUGGACGUGGACGUGGACGUGGACGUGGACGUGGACGUGGACGCGGACGUGGACGUGGACGUGGACGUGGACGUGGACGUGGACGUGGACGUGGACGUGGACGUGGACGUGGACGUGGACGUGGACGUGGACGUGGACGUGGACGUGGACGGGACGUGGACGUGGACGUGGACGUGGACGUGGACGUGGACGUGGACGUGGACGUGGACGUGGACGUGGACGCGGACGUGGACGUGGACGUGGACGGACGUGGACGUGGACGUGGACGUGGACGUGGACGUGGACGUGGACGGGACGUGGACGUGGACGUGGACGUGGACGUGGACGUGGACGUGGACGUGGACGUGGACGUGGACGUGGACGUGGACGUGGACGUGGACGUGGACGUGGACGUGGACGUGGACGUGGACGAGGACGUGGACGUGGACGUGGACGUGGACGUGGACGUGGACGUGGACGUGGAUGGACGUGGACGUGGCGGACGUGGACGUGGACGUGGACGUGACGUGGACGUGGACGUGGACCGGGACGUGGACGUGGACGUGGACGUGGACGUGGACGUGGACGUGGACGUGGACGUGGACGUGGACGUGGACGUGGACGUGGACGUGGACGUGGACGUGGACGUGGACGUGGACCUGGACGUGGACGUGGACGUGGAUGUGGACGUGGACGUGGACGUGGACGUGGACGUGGACGUGGACGUGGUCGUGGACGUGGACGUGGUCGUGGACGUGGACGUGGACGUGGACGUGGACGUGGACGUGGACUGGACGUGGACGUGGACGUGGACGUGGACGUGGACGUGGACGUGGACGUGGACGUGGACGUGGACGUGGACGACGUGGACGUGGACGUGGACGACGUGGACGUGGACGUGGACGUGGACGUGGACGUGGACGACGUGGACGUGGACAUGGACGUGGACGUGGACAUGGACGUGGACGUGGACGUGGACGUGGACGUGGACGUGGACGUGGACGUGGACGUGGACGUGGACGUGGACGUGGACGUGGACGUGGACGUGGACGUGGACGUGGACGUGGACCUGGACGUGGACGUGGACUGGACGUGGACGUGGACGUGGACAUGGACGUGGACGUGGACGUGGAGGACGUGGACGUGGACGUGGACGUGGACGUGGACGUGGACGUGGACAUGGACGUGGACGUGGACGUGGACGUGGACGUGGACGUGGACGUGGACAUGGACGUGGACGUGGACGUGGAGGCCUUGGACGUGGACAUGGACGUGGACGUGGACGUGGACGUGACGUGGACGUGGACGUGGACGUGGACAUGGACGUGGACGUGGACGUGGACGUGGACAUGGACGUGGACGUGGACGUGGACGUGGACGUGGACGUGGACAUGGACGUGGACGUGGACGUGGACAUGGACGUGGACGUGGACGUGGACGUGGACAUGGACGUGGACGUGGAUAUGGACGUGGACGUGGACGUGGACAUGGACGUGGACGUGGACGUGGACGUGGACGUGGACGUGGACGUGGACGUGGACGUGGACGUGGACGUGGACGUGGACGUGGACGUGGACGUGGACGUGGACGUGGACUGGACGUGGACGUGGACGUGGACGUGGACGUGGACAUGGACGUGGACAUGGACGUGGACGUGGACGUGGACGUGGACGUGGACGUGGACGUGGACGUGGACGUGGACGUGGACGUGGACGUGGACGUGGACGUGGACUGGACGUGGACGUGGACGUGGACGUGGACGUGGACGUGGACGUGGACGUGGACGUGGACGUGGACGUGGACGUGGACAUGGACGUGGACGUGGACGUGGACGUGGACGUGGACGUGGACGUGGACGUGGACGUGGACGUGGACGUGGACGUGGACGUGGCUGUGGACAUGGACGUGGACGUGGACGUGGACGUGGACGUGGACGUGGACGUGGACGUGGGUGGACUUGGACGUGGACAUGGACGUGGACGUGGACGUGGACGUGGACGUGGACGUGGACGUGGACGUGGACGUGGACGUGGACGUGGACGUGGACGUGGACGUGGACGUGGACGUGGACGUGGACGUGGACGUGGACGUGGACGUGGACAUGGACGUGGACGUGGACGUGGACGUGGACAUGGACGUGGACGUGGACGUGGACGUGGACGUGGACGUGGACGUGGACGUGGACGUGGACGUGGACGUGGACGUGGGUGGACGUGGACGUGGACGUGGACGUGGACGUGGACGUGGACGUGGACGUGGACGUGGACGUGGACGUGGACGUGGACGUGGACGUGGACGUGGACAUGGACGUGGACGUGGACAUGGACGUGGACGUGGACGUGGACGUGGACAUGGACGUGGACGUGGACGUGGACGUGGACGUGGACGUGGACGUGGACGUGGACGUGGACGUGGACGUGGACGUGGACGUGGACGUGGACGUGGACGUGGACGUGGACGUGGACGUGGACGUGGACGUGGACGUGGACGUGGACGUGGACGUGGACGUGGACGUGGACGUGGACGUGGACGUGGACGUGGACGUGGACGUGGACGUGGACGUGGACGUGGACGUGGACGUGGACGUGGACGUGGACGUGGACGUGGACGUGGACGUGGACGUGGACGUGGACGUGGACGUGGACGUGGACGUGGACGUGGACGUGGACAUGGACGUGGACGUGGACAUGGACGUGGACAUGGACGUGGACGUGGACGUGGACGUGGACGUGGACGUGGACGUGGACGUGGACGUGGACGUGGACGUGGACGUGGACUGGACUGGACGUGGACGUGGACGUGGACGUGGACGUGACGUGGACGUGGACGUGGACGCGGACGUGGACGUGGACGUGGACGUGGACGUGGACGUGGACGUGGACGUGGACGUGGACGUGGACGUGGACGUGGACGUGGACGCGGACGUGGUCGACGACGUGGACGUGGACGUGGACGUGGACGUGGACGUGGACGCGGACGUGGACGUGGACGUGGACGUGGUGGACGUGGACGUGGACGUGGACGUGGACGGGACGUGGACGUGGACGUGGACGUGGACGUGGACGUGGACGUGGACACGUGGACGUGGACGUGGACCUGGACGUGGACGUGGACGUGGACGUGGACGUGGACGUGGACGUGGACGUGGACGUGGACGUGGACGUGGUGGUGGACGUGGACGUGGACGUGGACGUGGACGUGGACGUGGACGUGGACGUGGACCUGGACGUGGACGUGGACUGGACGUGGACGUGGACGUGGACCUGGACGUGGACGUGGACGUGGACGUGGACGUGGACGUGGACGUGGACGUGGACGUGGACGUGGACGACGUGGACGUGGACGUGGACGACGUGGACGUGGACGUGGACGUGGACGUGGACGUGGACGACGUGGACGUGGACGUGGACGUGGACGUGGACGUGGACGACGUGGACGUGGACGUGGACGUGGACGUGGACGUGGACGUGGACGUGGACGUGGAGUGGACGUGGACGUGGACGUGGACGUGGACGUGGACGUGGACGUGGACGUGGACGUGGACGUGGACGUGGACGUGGACGUGGACGUGGACGUGGACGUGGACGUGGACGUGGACGUGGACGUGGACGUGGACGUGGACUUGGACGUGGACUUGGACGUGGACUUGGACGUGGACGUGGACGUGGACGUGGACGUGGACGUGGACGUGGACGUGGUCGGACGUGGACGUGGACGUGGACGUGGACGUGGACGUGGACGUGGACGUGGACGUGGACGUGGACGUGGACGUGGACGUGGACGUGGACGUGGACGUGGACGUGGACGUGGACGUGGACGUGGACGUGGACGUGGACGUGGACGUGGACGUGGACGUGGACGUGGACGUGGACGUGGACGUGGACAUGGACGUGGACGUGGACGUGGACGUGGACGUGGACGUGGACGUGGACGUGGACGUGGACGUGGACGUGGACGUGGACGUGGACGUGGACGUGGACGUGGACGUGGACGUGGACAUGGACGUGGACGUGGACGUGGACGUGGGGGUGGACGUGGACGUGGACAUGGACGUGGGGGUGGACGUGGACGUGGACGUGGACGUGGACGUGGACGUGGACGUGGACGUGGACGUGGACGUGGACGUGGACGUGGACGUGGACGUGGACGUGGACGUGGACGUGGACGUGGACGUGGACGUGGACGUGGACGUGGACGUGGACGUGGACGUGGACGUGGACGUGGACGUGGACGUGGACGUGGACGUGGACGUGGAACGUGAUGACGUGGACGUGGACGUGGACGUGGACGUGGACGUGGACGUGGACGUGGACGUGGACGUGGACGUGGACGUGGACGUGGACGUGGACGUGGACGUGGACGUGGACGUGGACGUGGACGUGGACGUGGACGUGGACGUGGACGUGGACGUGGACGUGGACGUGGACGUGGACGUGGACGUGGACGUGGACGUGGACGUGGACGUGGACGUGGACGUGGACGUGGACGUGGACGUGGACGUGGACGUGGACGUGGACGUGGACGUGGACGUGGACGUGGACGUGGACGUGGACGUGGACGUGGACGUGGACGUGGACGUGGACGUGGACGUGGACGUGGACGUGGACGUGGACGUGGACUGGACGUGGACGUGGACGUGGACGUGGACGUGGACGUGGACGUGGACGUGGACGGGACGUGGACGUGGACGUGGACGUGGACGUGGACGUGGACGUGGACGUGGACGUGGACGUGGACGUGGACGUGGACACGUGGACGUGGACGUGGACGUGGACGUGGAACGUGGACGUGGACGUGGACGUGGACGUGGACGUGGACAUGGACGUGGACGUGGACGUGGACGUGGACGUGGACGUGGACGUGGACGUGGACGUGGACGUGGACGUGGACGUGGACGUGGACGUGGGUGUGGACGUGGACGUGGACGUGGACGUGGACGUGGACGUGGACGUGGGUGUGGACGUGGACGUGGACGACGUGGACGUGGAGUGGACGUGGACGUGGCGUGGACGUGGACGUGGACGUGGACAUGGACUGGGUGGACGUGGACGUGGACGUGGACGUGGACGUGGACGUGGACGUGGACGUGGACGUGGACGUGGACGUGGACGUGGACGUGGACGUGGACGUGGACGUGGACGUGGACGUGGACGUGGACGUGGACGUGGACUGGACGUGGACGGGACGUGGACGUGGACGUGGACGUGGACGUAUGGGUGGACGGGUGGACGUGGGGUGGACGUGGACGUGGACGUGGACGUGGACGUGGACGUGGACGUGGACGUGGACGUGGACGUGGACGUGGACGUGGACGUGGACGUGGACGGUGGACGUGGACGUGGACGUGGACGUGGACGUGGACGUGGACGUGGACGUGGACGGGACGUGGACGUGGACGUGGACGUGGACGUGGACGUGGACGGUGGACGUGGACGUGGACGUGGACGUGGACGUGGACGUGGACGGGACGUGGACGUGGACGUGGACGUGGACGUGGACGUGGACGUGGACGUGGACGUGGACGUGGACGUGGACGUGGACUGGACGUGGACGUGGACGUGGACGUGGACGUGGACGUGGACGUGGACGUGGACGUGGACGUGGACGUGGACGUGGGACGUGGACGUGGACGUGGACGUGGACGUGGACGUGGACGUGGACGUGGACGUGGACGUGGACGUGGACGUGGACAUGGACGUGGACGUGGACGUGGACGUGGACUGGACAUGGACGUGGACGUGGACGUGGACGUGGACGUGGACGUGGACGUGGACGUGGACGUGGACGUGGACGUGGACGUGGGACGGGACGUGGACGUGGACGUGGACGUGGACGUGGACGUGGACGUGGACGUGGACGUGGACGUGGACGUGGACGUGGACGUGGACGUGGACGUGGACGUGGACGUGGAGUGGACGUGGACGUGGACGUGGACGACUGGACGUGGACGUGGACGUGGACGUGGACGUGGACUGGACGUGGACGUGGACGUGGACGUGGACGUGGACGUGGACGUGGACGUGGACGUGGACGGACGUGGACGUGGACGUGGACGUGGACGGGACGUGGACGUGGACGUGGACGACGUGGACGUGGACGUGGACGUGGACGUGGGGACGUGGACGUGGGACGUGGACGUGGACGUGGACGUGGACGUGGACGUGGACGUGGACGACGUGGACGUGGACGUGGACGUGGACGGUGGACGUGGACGGGUCGUCGUGGACAUGGACGUGGACGUGGACGUGGACGUGGACGUGGACGUGGACGUGGACGUGGACGUGGACGUGGACGUGGAAGUGGACGUGGACGUGGACGUGGACGUGGACGGACGUGGACGUGGACGUGGACGUGGACGUGGACGUGGACGUGGACUGUGGACGUGGACGUGGACGUGGACGGGACGUGGACGUGGACGUGGACGUGGACGUGGACGUGGACGUGGACGUGGACGUGGACGUGGACGGGUGGGACGUGGACGUGGACGUGGACGUGGACGUGGACGGGACGUGGACGUGGACGUGGACGUGGACGUGGGACGUGGACGUGGACGUGGACGUGGACGUGGACGUGGACGUGGACGUGGACGUGGACGUGGACGUGGACGUGGACGUGGACGUGGUCGUGGACGUGGACGUGGACGUGGACGUGGACGUGGACGUGGACUGGACGUGGACGUGGACGUGGACGUGGACGUGGACGUGGAUGGGACGUGGACAGUGGACGUGGACGUGGACGGGACGUGGACGUGGACGUGGACGUGGACGUGGACGUGGACGACGUGGACGUGGACGUGGGGGACGGACGUGGACGUGGACGUGGACGGGACGUGGACGUGGACGACGUGGACGUGGACGUGGACGUGGACGUGGACGUGGACGACGUGGACGUGGACGGGCGUGGACGUGGACGUGGACGUGGACGUGGACGUGGACGUGGACGUGGACGUGGACGUGGACGUGGACGUGGACGUGGACGUGGACGUGGACGUGGACGUGGACGUGGACGGGACGUGGACGUGA
Messenger RNA from Closterium sp. NIES-65, 11250 nucleotides. The record is from the annotation of a GenBank genome assembly. Lineage: Eukaryota; Viridiplantae; Streptophyta; Zygnematophyceae; Desmidiales; Closteriaceae.